CCGAAAAUGGCAAUCCUGGUGCUUUUUUGUACUUUUCUGAUCCUCCGGAAAGGGCUGGCUGAAGUGGUGACCCCGACCACCGAUCCACCCACUCGGAUCAAUGGUGGCCAGCAAGUGAACGAGUCGGUGCCCUUCCAAGUGUCCCUGCAAAUGCAGCGCCGUGGUCGCUGGCAGCACUUCUGCGGUGGCUCCAUUGUGAGUGGCCAGCAUGUCCUUACGGCUGCCCACUGUGUGGAGAAGAUGAAGGUGGAGGACGUCAGCGUGGUGGUCGGAACGCUCAACUGGAAGGCAGGAGGACUGCGCCACCGGGCGGUGACCAAGCACGUUCAUCCCCAGUACUCGAUGAGUCCGCGGAUCAUCAACGACAUCGCCCUUGUCAAGGUCACUCCCCCGUUCCGUCUGGAGCGAUCCAAUAUCAGCCCCAUCCUCAUGGGCGGAUCCGAUCGCAUUGGUGAAAAGGUGGCCGUCCGCCUCACCGGCUGGGGAUCCACAUCUCCGUCCACCACAUCGGCCACUCUACCGGAUCACCUGCAGGCGCUUAACUACCGCACCAUCUCGAACGAGGAGUGCAACCAAAAGGGAUUCCGGGUGACGCGCAAUGAGAUCUGCGCCCUGGCUGUCCAGGGUCAGGGGGCAUGUGUGGGCGACUCUGGUGGACCCCUGAUUAAGCCCGGUCCCCAGCCGCACCUGGUGGGCAUUGUGUCGUACGGCUCGUCCACCUGUGCCCAGGGCAGGCCCGAUGUCUACACACGAGUGUCCAGCUUCUUGGCCUACAUCAGCCAGGUGAUCAACCAGGAUCUGGCCCAAUAA
Molecule: messenger RNA, 810 nt
Organism: Drosophila elegans
Lineage: Eukaryota; Metazoa; Arthropoda; Insecta; Diptera; Drosophilidae
Product: chymotrypsin-1
Exons: 2
Coding region: 7-810 (267 amino acids)
Biological process (GO): proteolysis
Molecular function (GO): serine-type endopeptidase activity
Source: RefSeq, a predicted model, not a curated record